Molecule: messenger RNA, 426 nt
Organism: Dovyalis caffra
Lineage: Eukaryota; Viridiplantae; Streptophyta; Magnoliopsida; Malpighiales; Salicaceae
Source: the annotation of a GenBank genome assembly
AUGAGUUCUACCCUUUUCUCAUGGAGUCCGGGAUCAAAGGAGAUGAGGGCAAGAAGGGAACUCAACACGGGGUCGGGUUACGGGUUAGGCAAGGAAUCAGAGCGGCUGAACGAAAACCGGCAUAGAAUGGAAUUGAUUGGUUCUGCCACUUCGAAGAAGCGAAGGAGGAGGGCGCAAGGAUCAACCAGCUCUUCUUAUUACGAUUACGUGAGUUUUGACUAUCGGGAUUUGGCUCAUUCAAUGCCAUCAACCAAGGAAGUUUUUUCGACUUCAGGGAGCUCAGUUGAGUGGAAGCCGCCAAAGGAGAAGAAUGCCACUUUAUCGAAAGGGGAAGGACGGUCAGACAGAACUCGACUUCCAGUCCAGCAGAGAGAGAAAAGGCUAUCCUCGAUUCUUUCUCCAAGUCUGAACCUUCCACUUCUCUGA